Ophidiomyces ophidiicola is the source of this 726-nucleotide messenger RNA. RefSeq lists its product as uncharacterized. The record is from RefSeq and is a predicted model, not a curated record. Bases 1 to 726 code for a protein of 241 amino acids. The transcript is spliced from 3 exons. NCBI's taxonomy places the organism in Eukaryota, Fungi, Ascomycota, Eurotiomycetes, Onygenales, Onygenaceae.
AUGUGGGCUGGAAAUCGAACUGUUGCCGGUGACCAUCUCCAGGUGGAGGGUUUGAGCGCAUUCUUUGCGCCGAUGGCUUGUGCUGUCAAGGUUGGCGAUCCCGAACCGCUGCAUGGACUUUCCAAGGCGGUUCUGGGCGGAAAGGCUAUAAGGAUUCUCCAACACUUUCCACAGCACCGCGGCCAAGGUCCUAAACAACCAUGGGACUCGCAGAUCCGUGAAACAAAUCUCUUUACCUGUGAAUCGACGGCAUAUCGACGUUUGACACACGCUGGAGUCUGUGCUCGGGGUAUAACUCCUCAGUUCUAUGGAACAAUUGAAAAUAUUGAUCCGACGCAGCGCCUACCACAUCUUGAGUUGUUUGUCAAAGAUGAAUAUCCGCCCACAGCCAUCUUCCUAGAGUACAUUCCCAAUAUGAAGGAGUUGAGAUGGACCGAUUACAAUGAAAGCAGGAUGCGAAAUUUUGUUGAUGGAUUGAAUGCAAUCCAUGAUGCACUGGUCUAUCACGAUGAUGUUCAUCCCAGGAAUAUGAUGAUUGUGGAAGAGGAUCCAGAAAGGGCAAUCUGGAUAGAUUUUGACAGGGCACAGACAUUUGAUGGAGAGGUUAAAGAGAGGCAGAAGGGCUGGAUCGCGGGUGAGAAGGAGCUUAUGGCCGAGAUGGCUGAUUUUAUGAAAGAUGACUUUGUCAACGGGACAUUCAAUAAAACAUGUCAGUACUAUCGGUGA